AUGGCAAUGGCUCUUUCUAAUUAUUGGAUUGUUUUUCAAACACUUCUUUUACUUUCAACGCUUUACAGAUAUGAAGCAAACUGUACAGCCUUGGAAAAUACUGCAAAUGGUAUAGAUUUAACUGGCACAUGGAAAUGCAACGAUGGUGGAUUAUAUUAUAUCCGACAACUGAGUAAUACAGUGUGGUGGUCUGGUGUACAGCAAGUUCCAUCUGGAUACAGCGUAGGAUUUUCGAAUGUUCUUUAUGGAACGAUUCAGUCUUCAAUAAUUAACGCGCAAUGGUGUGAUGUUCCAUUUGGGCGAAAUCGCUUGAAUGGUUCUAUUGCAGUAGAGAUCAUUAGUGCCACUGAAUUAAGAAAAAAAUCUUUCACAGGAGGAUUCGGUGGUUCAAUAUGGAACAAACAAUAA
This is a messenger RNA of Rotaria socialis, 408 nucleotides long. NCBI's taxonomy places the organism in Eukaryota, Metazoa, Rotifera, Eurotatoria, Philodinida, Philodinidae. The record is from the annotation of a GenBank genome assembly.